Thalassophryne amazonica is the source of this 1087-nucleotide messenger RNA. RefSeq lists its product as uncharacterized. NCBI's taxonomy places the organism in Eukaryota, Metazoa, Chordata, Actinopteri, Batrachoidiformes, Batrachoididae. Gene Ontology annotation, molecular function: actin filament binding. The record is from RefSeq and is a predicted model, not a curated record. The transcript has 2 exons. Gene Ontology annotation, biological process: actin filament organization; regulation of cell projection organization; regulation of cell shape. The coding region runs from base 140 to 1075 and encodes 311 amino acids. Gene Ontology annotation, cellular component: paranode region of axon; filopodium; internode region of axon.
AGAAAUUUUUUUAACGGCUCACUUGGCAACAGAAAGCAGAGGACGCACAGAGGCCAUUAAACUACUGACUGGUCAAUGGAUUUGCAGAAAUCAACUUACAAACCUGGAGCAGUUGGCUGUUUAGAAUAAUAUCAAAAACAUGGAGACAGAUACGGGUAUACUGCAGAUGAGGGCAAAUAAAGUCAGUGAAGAUGAUGCAGUGGUUGCUCAGGCAGCAGAAAUUGUUCAAGGAAUCACUUUUAAAGCUCUGCAGAUCCUGGAGGAACAUGAGGAAAUGUAUGAUUUGUCAGCAGAGGAGGGAGAUGACUCCGUAUUCUACAGCGACGAAGAACACUCAAUUCAAGAAACGGAGGCAAAAAUAAAAUGUGAUUUUGGGGCUCGAAAAGAUAAGGAAAAGUGCAUUUUCAAUAUCGGGGCUGCUGGAGGAGUAUCUACACAGACAACUGAUGAUGAAGGUACAAGUGAAAAUUUUGGAAAAGAUAAUUCAGAGAUGGAGAAGCAAAUUGCUGAGAUGGUUUGGGUCAAUCUGACUGAUCUAGAAGAGGAGCAUCAAGAGCUGCAGCCACCAAAGGACAGAAACAUUUCUCUUUCAGAGCCUGCAGAUUCAGGCCAAACUCAAAAAAAUGUACCGAUCACCUGUGGUCUCGUGUGCACUGUCGCAGACACACCAACACAGCAUGAUGCAUCAGCGGAGAAAGAACUACCAGGUGAAGACGACGAGGUCAAUCCCAUGUCAUCAUCUGCAGUGCUGCUGAAAACAGAGACGGCAAACUCUGAACCCUUUGAUGUGUCCAAUGAGAAGCGCCAAGCAAAUCUGAAUUGGGAGACACUGAUCCUCAAGCAACCGAUUCCUGAUCAAGUCCACAUAUCUACUGACGGUCAGCAGGAGGUGGAUCAGGACCCACAGCAGGACCGCAACCCCCACUGUCUCACGUGGUCACACCAGGGGCCCAAUCCAGGAACUAAACCUGUGCCUAACAAAUCCAGAUACAACACUGUGUCCUACCGCAAAAUCCGCAAAGGCAACACCCGCCAGAAGAUCGAAGAGUUUGAGUCCAUGAUAAUGAAUCUGUAAAUAUUAACAGCC